Messenger RNA from Aureobasidium subglaciale EXF-2481, 1428 nucleotides. RefSeq lists its product as uncharacterized. Gene Ontology annotation, cellular component: plasma membrane. Bases 1 to 1428 code for a protein of 475 amino acids. Lineage: Eukaryota; Fungi; Ascomycota; Dothideomycetes; Dothideales; Saccotheciaceae. Gene Ontology annotation, biological process: cellular response to pH. The record is from RefSeq and is a predicted model, not a curated record. The transcript is spliced from 2 exons.
AUGCCAUACCCAUUCACGCUACCAACGACAUCGUCGACACCUCUGGACGCCUUCAUUGGCAGCCCAAGCCAUCCUUCUCUCCCUCUCACAGCAACAACCCAACGAUCAAUCCUUCGCGACGCUCUCAAGAAGCACAAGCGACUACCGCCCGCACAACAAGCUGCUCAUCUAGGAGUCGUUCAGGAUGCCAUCAAUGGCUAUCUUCCCUACAUUCUGGGUAUCGCGUCUGCGUUUACCUCAGGAAGGAUUGGAGACGAGCCCGUUGUAGUUACAAACGUCAAGCAGUUACAGACAGAAUGGCGACUUACCCUUUCGGCAACGCUACCUGGACGAGAACCACCUCGAUCGCCUCUAUCUGGUGUAUGGAACGAUGUCGCCUUUGUGCUGCAAACGUUGGCAUACAUCCAGGUCCAACAAGCCCGUUCGCAGCUUCAGAUACUUUACUCCUCUAAUAUACCAUCUCCCGAACGUCGCACGGCAGCCAUUGGCUCAGCAAUGAAGUACUUGCUUGAAGCAAACUCGGUCCACAACUACAUUCUCAACCUUCAUACCCAAGACCCUACCUCUGCACCGCUAGACACGGUGAACUCAACACAGGUCGCUCUGGCAGCUACAGCCCUGGCAGAGGCAACACUCAUCACAGUAUUGAAAGACGAUCCUUAUACCACCGCUGUCAUCCAAGCGAGGAACAAGGACGAUAAAGACUGGAUGAUCUCCGCCCCUUCUAUCCCAAAGGUUCGGGCCCACCUCUUCGCAAGAUUGUGUCUCUGUGCUUCUGACCAUGCGCAAAGAGCCGCUGCAUCUCUGGCUCCUGGCACAGGAUCUCUGGACCCGUCAUUACUCAACUACGUAGAUGAUCUCCGACGCACAUCGCGCGCAAAGGCUGCGAGGUUUUUGGCUUGUGACGCUGAACUAGCCGGCAAAACAGGAGAAGCGAUUGCAUACCUUCGAGGUGCGAGAAAAGAGCUGGGACUUGCACCACUGGAACAAGAUGCUAGCAAACGCAAAGGUUGGAAAGGGCUGAAGCAGACGUUCGCUGAGAAAAGGGAAGACCGGAAAGUGGAGAAAGGCUCUGACGAUUGGGGUUUGGAUGCUGGUAAGCUUGAAGAGGCAAGGGUGCUGGAGUGGUUGGAGGUAAAAUGGGUCAAGAUGAAUGACACUAUAAAUGUCCAGGCAAUCCCGCCUAGCGAGCCACUCAUGGCUGCUAUGCCUUCUGGACGAGAAUAUCAUACCCCGAAGCCUUACACACCGCCUCAGCUGGACGCAUCUCUGCUUGCUCGUCUCCGCGCACCGCUUGACCCGCACCAACAUGCCUUUGAGGGUGACGAGGAAGACAGCGGUGAUGAAGGAGUCAGCAGAAAUCCAGUCGUUGUUCCAGGAGCUUUCCCGGGUGCUGCGACUGGUGGAAGCGGGAAUACCUAUUAUUGA